AUGCUGAAAAAUACAGUACCGUUAAUUGCAUCGCUAAAUAGCGAAAAUGAAGUUCAUUUGCUCAUUGGAACGCACUCCAUGAAUGUCACAACCAACAGAGCUCGCGCUAUUGUUCAAAGUGGUGCUGUUGCGACGAUUGUGGGAUUCUCGAAAAGCUCGGACGCAGAUGCACUGCGCAAGAAAUUCGCAGGCGAAUCUCGCGUUGUGCUGCUUGAAGAUCAAUUCCAAUUGGGCCAUUUGACAACGCUGGGCCGUUCAACGGUGGCCAAAGUCGUGGAAAGAGUAUUUGUGAAUCUGGCGCAAGACCAGGCACUGCUCAUGCAAAGUAUCUACCAACAAUGCGUCAAGCUACGAAUCCCCAUCAACACAUCUCAAAGACCUGAAUUUUCCACCUUUAGCCCCAUUUCCACGUAUACAGACCCAGCCAAAAGCGGACUGCAAAUCGCUGUCACUACCAAUGGACAAGGCUGUCUGCUAGCGAACCGAAUCAAGCGUGAAAUCGUAGCUAGUUUACCCACAAACAUAUCUCAAGCGGUCAUCAACAUGGGCCAGCUACGAGACCGUAUUAUCUACGAGGACAGUAACAGUCUGAUAUCGAACUAUUAUCUCAACCAAGAUCUGCAAGAGCUCGGAUAUGGGGUCGAUGAGGACAACUGGGAUAGCCAUAAGCUGAACAAAUUAGUACACGAAUUUUCCAUGAGCGAUACACAAAAGAGACUCAAGAGAACCAGGUGGUUAUCUCAAGUCAUGCAAUAUUAUCCGUUGGCUCAGUUGGCGGAUGUCUCAAUCGCUCAAUUGGCAGACGAUUACGUGAGUAAUGGAAAAGAGGUGACAAGUGAAGGCAAACUUCCAGAGUCAACAGAAACGAUCCAAAAACACACACCUCAUGAGAAGCUGUCUGAGGACUCUGCGGAACCAUCAACUGCCACUUUGUCGAGCCAAAGCAAGGAGAAGUCUCGUGGCAACGGUUCUAUCUCUCUGGUUGGUAGCGGUCCAGGUUCAGUGUCCAUGCUAACGCUGGGUGCUCUACACGAAAUAAAAACAGCCGAUCUGAUUCUUGCCGAUAAACUAGUGCCAGAAACCAUACUGGCAUUGAUUCCCGAACAAAUCGAGGUUUUCAUCGCUAGAAAGUUUCCUGGAAACGCCGAAAGAGCGCAACAAGAACUACUUCAAAAGGGUUUAGUGGGUUUGCAGGAAGGCAAAAAAGUUGUGAGAUUGAAGCAAGGCGAUCCCUACAUUUUUGGCCGCGGCGGUGAAGAAUACUUGUUUUUCUCACAGCAUGGGUAUGUACCUCAGGUGCUCCCCGGGUUAAGCUCUUCUUUGACCUCUACCGUGGUAGCGAAAAUUCCAGCCACCCAGAGAGAUGUGGCAGACCAAGUUCUCAUUUGCACGGGUACCGGGCGUAAAGGAGCGUUGCCACAAAUACCCGAGUACGUUUCUACCAGAACAACAGUCUUUUUGAUGGCACUUCACCGGUCCGAAGUGCUAGUCGAGGCCCUUCUGCAGCAGAAAUGGGAUCCCGAGAUCCCCGCUACGAUUAUCGAGCGUGCUUCGUGUCCAGAUCAAAGAAUCACCCGAACGCUUUUAAAAUAUGUGCCAGAGGUCGUUAAUGAAAUAGGUUCUCGUCCUCCUGGGCUGCUUGUCGUUGGGAGCGCUGUUGGAGCCUUGAUAGAUCCGGACCUACUGCAAUUCAACGAAGGCAAGAAAUACUACAUUGAAGAAGGUUUUGAUGGACUCAACGACAUUCCACUUGACCUAAGUGCAUUUGGUAAGUGA
This is a messenger RNA of Lachancea meyersii CBS 8951, 1776 nucleotides long. NCBI's taxonomy places the organism in Eukaryota, Fungi, Ascomycota, Saccharomycetes, Saccharomycetales, Saccharomycetaceae. The record is from the annotation of a GenBank genome assembly.